Ornithodoros turicata is the source of this 1372-nucleotide messenger RNA. It is a transcript of the gene Su(P), whose product is annotated as prostaglandin E synthase 2-like. NCBI's taxonomy places the organism in Eukaryota, Metazoa, Arthropoda, Arachnida, Ixodida, Argasidae. Gene Ontology annotation, cellular component: mitochondrion. The transcript is spliced from 6 exons. The record is from RefSeq and is a predicted model, not a curated record. The coding region runs from base 33 to 1205 and encodes 390 amino acids. Gene Ontology annotation, molecular function: prostaglandin-E synthase activity.
UUAGCCAGUCGGCCAGUCUAAUAUCUGCAAUAAUGGCGGCUUUCUUUCCGCGACUUUACCGGUGCUUGUGCACAAAACCCUUUCUGGCUUCUGCCGUUUGCCAGAACGUACAGAGAGCACGUAGCAGUGCGUGGAGAAAUGGAGAUCCUCGAAAGCGUAUAAACUUCACAUUCGUUGCUGUCACUGGGGUAGUCGCAGGCGCAGUCGGGCAUGCCUCUAUGCAAGCACUAGAGAUCGCGAACGACGGCAUCACGGACAUUAUGUUGCCUGUGAAACACAAAAGUAUCACGCCUCCCAAAAUAAAGGCUUCACGAUUUGUGAGCGGCCCCGUCACGAAGACGGGACUGAAGCUGACUUUGUUCCAGUACCAGACGUGCCCUUUCUGCUGCAAGGUGCGAGCAUUCCUGCAGUACUAUGGUAUCCCGUUUACAGUUAUCGAGGUUGACCCAGUCCUUCGUCAGCAAUUGAAGUUUUCAGAGUACAGGAAGGUCCCUAUCCUUCUUGUGGAAGACGGGCAGGACUGCUGGCAAAUAAACGACUCGACUGUCAUAGUCAGUAUGAUGCAAAGCUACCUCAUUGAUAAGGAGCCUGGAUUUAAGAAGUAUUUGAGCUUGUAUGAACCAAUUGAGAUGAAGGAUGCCUCUGGCAAGGUAACUACGGAAGUCUUAAAUAAGUACCACCUCAUGCUAAAAGACGCUCCAUCGAAGGGACAAGAGUACGACAAGAUGAGACGCGAGCUUAAAUGGCGCACGUGGGCGGACGAUACCCUGGUGCAUGUGCUCUCUCCAAAUGUGUAUCGCACAAGACAGGAGGCCCUCCAAGCUUUCAACUAUUUCUCCGAAGUUGGUCAGUGGGAAGCGAACUUCCCCGCAUGGGAACGUCUGCUAGUCAUCUACGUAGGUGCAGCUGCCAUGUACUUAGUUGGAAAGAGGCUCAAGAAGAGGCAUAAUCUCAAGGACGACGUUAGGCAAAGCUUUCGUGACGCUUGUAACGAGUGGAUGAAGGAGGUUGGCGCAGCUGAGUUUCAUGGUGGAAACAAACCAAACCUUGCAGACUUGGCCGUGUACGGAGUGCUAAACUCUGUCGAAGGCUGUACGGCGUUCAAGGAAAUGCUGGAAGACACCAGCAUAAGCUCGUGGUACUGGAAGAUGAAGGGAUGCGUCUCCAACCACUUGGGAAGUCGGUCGUUGAACUCUGGCCAAUAGGAGCAGAAAAUUCUUCCAAGUGCCGUAUGCACGGACAGAAGUUUCUUGGCGUGAGGGCUUUUUAGUCGUCGUUGUUAGAGGAACUUUACAAAACACUGCAUCAUGUACAGAACAAUGUAUAGUAAAGCUUGUAAACAAUAAAGUGCAGCACUGCACCUCUGCCCGAG